GAUCAAGGAGGAGAGGAAGAUCCAGAAGCACAAGUCGCUGCCCAAGGUGUCCGGGGGCUGGGAGCUGGAGGUGCACGGCACCGAGGCCCGGCUGGUGCGGAAAAAGAUCGCCGGUGAGAAGAUAACGGUCACAUUCAACAUCAACAACAGCAUUCCACCGUCAGUUGAUGAGGAAACACAAGAAGAGCAGCAGAAACCUGACGAACAGGAGCCUGAGCUUACAUCGACUCCAAACUUUGUUGUGGAAGUGAUAAAAGAUGACACAAAGCAGACCCUUGUCCUGGACUGCCACUAUCCGGAGGACGAGGUUGGACAUGAGGGAGAGGAAGAAAGUGAUAUUUUCACAAUUCGGGAGGUCAGUUUCCAGCCCGCUGGAGAAUCAGACUGGAAGGACACCAACUACACUCUCAACACGGACUCCCUGGACUGGGCGCUGUACGAUCACUUAAUGGAUUUCCUGGCUGAUCGAGGAGUGGACAACACGUUUGCUGAUGAGUUAAUAGAGCUCAGCACGGCACUGGAGCACCAGGAGUACAUCAAAUUCCUUGAAGACCUUAAAAGUUUUGUCAAAUGUCAGUAGGAUAGGCUAGGAAACUGAUCAUCAAGUGUGGGUAUUCCACAGCACUGCUCAGCCAGCAAUACCCAAAUAUAUCUUCACAACAGAUAGGGAGAGUAAGUACAUUUGAAUUUGGAAAUCAGCAUAAUGGAGAAUGAGGAUUCUUGCUUGUAUUUGGGAAUUUGUAUUUAUGUUGCAGCCCAGAUCAAAUUCUCUAACAUUACGGUCCUAUGGAAUUGCCUCACCCUACUUUGGUUGUUUUUGUACAAUUAAGAAUGAAUGUGAAGAAUAAAAUCUGUUCAACAUAUCACUGAAAA
Molecule: messenger RNA, 873 nt
Organism: Pterocles gutturalis (yellow-throated sandgrouse)
Lineage: Eukaryota; Metazoa; Chordata; Aves; Pterocliformes; Pteroclidae
Gene: C1QBP
Product: complement component 1, q subcomponent binding protein
Biological process (GO): cytosolic ribosome assembly
Cellular component (GO): mitochondrial matrix
Source: RefSeq, a predicted model, not a curated record